AUGGCGGGUGACAGCAGAAACGAUGAGCGAGGCACUCGCCCCGUGCGCAUUGCCAAUUGCUCCGGAGGGCAGAUGGAACCCGGAUGGCAAAUGCGCAAACAGUGCGAAUUAGGCCCUAUAGAUUUCGUGACUGGCGACUGGCUGGCAGAAAACAACAUUGCCCAAGAGGCGGCGGCGAUGGACGCCGGGAAGAGUGAAGGAUUCAAGCCCAACUCCUGGCAAGCGUUGCAAUUGAGUAUGGACGUUAUCGCAAAGAAAGGAAUCAAAGUCAUCAUCAAUGGUGGAGCUCUCGGGCCUCAGAACCUUGCCAAGCGCUGCCAGGAGCUCAUCGAUGAGAAGGGCUACGAUCUCAAUGUUGCAUAUGUCUCUGGCGACAACAUCGUUAGUCGAGUUCGAUCAUCGCUCAAGGACCGUGGCAAAUUGCCUGACAGCUUCAUCGACAUGAGCGGGAGGAAUCACGAAGACGCCAAAUUCACAGCAGAUGAAAUCCUAGCAUCGACUGCUUACAUUGGAGCACGAGCGAUCGUGAAAGGCCUAGAGAAUGGUGCCGACAUUAUCAUCUGCGGGCGCGUGGCGGACGCAUCUCCCAUUAUUGGCGCUGCCUGGUGGUGGUUCGGCUGGUCUGACACAGAUUAUGAUAGAUUGGCUGGAGCCUUCCUCACUGGCCACAUUAUCGAAUGCUCGGCCUAUGCUUCCGGCUCUAACUUCUCUGGCUUCAAUCGGUUUCCGUUAGAGACAUUCAUCGAUUCGGGCUUCCCAAUUGCCGAAGUCGAAAAGGAUGGCUCUUGUGUCAUCACUAAGCACAAAGGCACGGGCGGAAUGGUCACUGAGGAAACGGUGAAGUGCCAGUUUCUCUAUGAGAUCCAAGGCAAUGUGUAUUUGAAUAGCGACGUCAAAGCCAUUCUCGACCAUGUCGAGAUUCAUCAGGAGGGCAAGGAUCGCGUUCGAUUCUCCAACAUCAAAGGUCGACCACCGCCGCCUACAACGAAGUUGGCCAUUUUCUUCCAAGGCGGGUAUGAAGCACAGAGUCUGGCCAACUUUGCCGGGUACUCGUCUAGAAGAAAGUACAAGCUCUAUGAGACCCAGAUCCGGCAACGAUUGAAGGAGAUGAACUUAUCCGAUGCCUUUGAUAUCCUCGAAUUCCAAGUUGUGGGCAGUCCUAAACCGAAUCCACAUUACAUGAUGGAGAGCACCACCUAUACCAGAAUCUUCGCUCAAGCAAAGAAGCCAGAACCGCUUUCCGCACUCAAACUCUUGCUCGCCGACAAUACGCAACAAAAGCCUUCAGGCCUUCAUUGGGCACAGGACAUGAGAACAGCAGAUCCCAAAUCGUUCUACGUUUACUAUCCAUGCAUCAUGCCGCAAGAUGAGAUCGAGGAAGCCGUACAUCUUCUGGAGAAAGGAGGGAAGACCAAGCAGACUAUCCCCGUCACUAGACCUCCGGGUCCAAAUGUCAACUGCGGUCUGUUCACAGAUCGUCCAGAGAUCUGGGAGUGGUUCCGAAGCUUCCUCACCCUGGACAGGAUGAAGAAGUUGAUCGGUGCAGAUUGGAAAGACGACUUCAAGAUCGAGAGGGUGGAAUUCCCAACAAUUUUCGCGGUCCACUUCGUCGUCUACGGCAUCCUUGGGCGGGGAGUGAGCAGUUCGACACUGCUGGAUAAUAGAGGGAAGGGGUUCACAGACUACAUUCGUGCAAAGCAUGUGGAUGUUCCCAAGAAGUUUGUGGAUGCUGGAUGGACGUGGGAAGAACAGGAUGAUUUUCAGGAUGCUUCAUAUGAUGGCAAGGGAUUCUAA
This is a messenger RNA of Zasmidium cellare ATCC 36951, 1794 nucleotides long. RefSeq lists its product as uncharacterized. The transcript is spliced from 4 exons. NCBI's taxonomy places the organism in Eukaryota, Fungi, Ascomycota, Dothideomycetes, Mycosphaerellales, Mycosphaerellaceae. The record is from RefSeq and is a predicted model, not a curated record. Bases 1 to 1794 code for a protein of 597 amino acids.